Malus domestica (apple) is the source of this 1405-nucleotide messenger RNA. RefSeq names its product glutamyl-tRNA reductase-binding protein, chloroplastic-like. NCBI's taxonomy places the organism in Eukaryota, Viridiplantae, Streptophyta, Magnoliopsida, Rosales, Rosaceae. The record is from RefSeq and is a predicted model, not a curated record.
GUGGACAACCAAGUUCCAACCAUUUACGAAUAAAAAAGACAGAGUUAGAGAGUUUGGUCGCGGGGCGUGUGAAAGAAGAGAGAGAUGUUGAAGACUCCGGUGACGCCUUGGCAGGGGCAGACCUUCCUACUCUCCCGCUUUAAUGGCCAUAAUAACCUCCACUCCCCUCUCAUCUUACAAUUUCGCCCCUCCUCCACCUUCUUCUCCUCCCCAACCACUCUUCCUCGUAGUUUAUCAAUGGCCGCCGCCGCCGCUCAGUCAUCUACUCAGAGUGUUGCAGCUGGUGAUGAUGCCAAUGUUUUUCAGUUGAUUCAAUCUCAUCAGGAAAAGGCUGCUCGGCUUCCCCCAGUUGAGGAAAUCCGAACUCUACUUGAUCGUAGUGUUCGUGGAACACUCUCCACUUUUUCUCAGAAGCAUGAGGGUUAUCCAUCAGGAUCAAUGGUUGACUUUGCAUGUGAUGCAGAUGGAUCUCCAAUAUUAGCAGUUAGCAGCUUGGCAGUUCAUACUAAGGACCUUUCCCUUAAUCGCAAGUGCUCAUUGCUUGUGGCUAGAGACCCUGAAGAUAGGACUGAUUUGGUGGUCACGCUGCAUGGUGAUGCUAUUCCUGUUUCCGAGAAGGAUCAAGCAGCCAUACGCACUGCAUAUUUGGCUAAGCAUCCCAAUGCAUUCUGGGUUGACUUUGGCGACUUCCAAUUCAUGCGCAUUGAACCAAAAGUUGUGCGAUACGUGUCAGGGGUUGCAACAGCCUUAUUAGGAUCAGGAGAGUUCAGAAGUGAGGAGUAUAAGGCUGCAAAAGUUGAUCCAAUUGCUCAGUUUUCAAAGCCUGUUGCAUCUCACAUGAACAGGGAUCAUGCUGACGAUACAAAAGCCAUUGUGCAACACUCGACGUCGAUUCCGGUGGACUCUGCUUACAUUUUGGACUUGGAUAGCCUGGGUUUCAAUGUUAAGGCUGGCUAUCAGGGUGAUAAUUUCAAGCUCCGCAUACCUUUUCCUAGACGUGCAGAGAAUCGAAAGGAUGUGAAGACUUUAAUAGUGGAGAUGCUUCAGGCUGCAAAGCCUUAAGUGAGUUAAUCUCGCAGUAUAUAAGAAGGAUGUUUCAGCACCUCGCAACUGCCAUCACAGAGAUGGAAAAAUUUGAAUUUGUUGCAGAAGUUUGCUUGUUUCUAUGCCCGGAAAGAAAGUCUACAUAAUAGUAAGAAUCAUGGUUGCGGCAUCCACAUAAACUGCUUCCAAACUUGUAAUCGUGUAGCGUGAAAAGCGAUAUUGCAUAGUGCAUACGUAGAAUACAGACUGUAAAAUCUUCCGCCUUGUUCUUGUUUGUUUGACAGAUUGUGUAAAGAAAAAAAUAUUAUCGACCUCAAUGAGAAUUGAAUAUACAAGAAGUUGGGGUCUAAGCGCUUUUAUG